AUGAAUCCUACUGUUGAAAGCAAUGGACAAAAUAUAUUAAAAUGUUCUGUACAUAUGAAUGCUAUCCACUUACACGAAAUGGCCCAGCUGGUUGCUUUAGAAGAUCUAGUUUUGUGUUUUGUAUGCUUAAGUUUAUAUUGGAUGACUAUUGUCUUUCAUCUUGUUAGCUGUGAGGAUUUUGUAAAAAAAGGAAAGAAAGCAGUUAAAUUUGGUGUGCACCGAACUCAGAGACCUAAUCUUAUUGAAUUAGAAUGUGUUUUCUAUGUCCUGCUACUACUUAAUGUAUGCUUCACAUUGUCCAACUACAGCAAUUGUUAUUCCUUGAAUACAAGGUAUUACAAAUCACUAUAUAUAUAUAUAUAUAUUUUUUAUCUUUUGCAGGUUGCUAUAAAAAUCAUAGACAAAACACAGAUGAACCCUUCCAGUUUGCAAAAGUUGUUCAGGGAAGUAAGAAUAAUGAAAAUUCUUGACCAUCCUAACAUUGUGAAGCUAUUCGAAGUCAUUGAAACAGAUAAAACACUUUACCUUGUGAUGGAAUAUGCCAGUGGCGGUGAAGUUUUUGAUUACUUGGUUGCACAUGGUCGGAUGAAAGAAAAGGAAGCCAGAGCCAAAUUUAGACAAAUCGUGUCUGCUGUACAGUAUUGUCACCAGAAGCACAUUGUACAUAGAGAUUUAAAAGCUGAAAAUUUAUUGCUUGAUGGUGAUAUGCAUAUAAAGAUUGCCGAUUUUGGCUUUAGUAAUGAAUUUGUUCCUGGGAGUAAAUUAGAUACUUUUUGUGGUAGUCCCCCUUAUGCUGCUCCAGAGCUCUUUCAAGGUAAAAAAUAUGAUGGUCCAGAAGUGGAUGUGUGGAGCUUAGGUGUGAUUUUAUACACAUUAGUUAGUGGAUCAUUACCGUUUGAUGGUCAAAAUUUAAAAGAACUUCGAGAAAGAGUUUUACGAGGAAAAUAUAGAAUACCUUUCUACAUGUCAACAGACUGUGAAAACUUACUAAAGAAAUUUCUUGUUUUAAAUCCUACAAAGAGGGCUAAUUUAGAGACAAUAAUGAAGGACAAGUGGAUGAAUAUAGGUUUCGAGGAUGAUGAACUUAAGCCUUAUGUAGAACCACCACCUGACAUAAAUGAUCCACUUCGAAUAGCUAAAUCUUUAAGGAAUGAGGUGUCCUCAACAGAGACAGGUUCCAACAUAAAUGGCCUACAUCGCUAUCAAGAUAUUAUGGCUAGUAUGGGUUAUACCUUGAAAGAUGUUGAAAACUCCUUGAGUCAACAGAAAUAUGAUGAUAUCAUGGCAACAUAUUUGCUUUUGGGACGAAGAACGUCUGAUACAUUUUUUUCUCUCCUCCCAAUUAUUGCAGGGCCUGCUGGACCUGGUAGUGCUACAUCAUCUUCACAGUCGCAGUCUUCAAGUUCUCAUGCAACAAGAAGGCAAAACACAAUAGAUACUAAUACUAAUACUACUACAAAAGAAAGUACAUUGAGUUCUCGAAUGAAGACCCCUUCUGGUGGUAACAUGCCUCUGGAGUCUCCUAAGAUUAGUGCAAGUCCUGUUAGAAUGUCGGUACCAAAAAAACCAAGUGGACCUUCUACAACACCAAAGAACAAUGUUGUAAGUGGUUCUUCUCUAACACGAAGAAGUACUUUUGGACCUGGAGAUAAUAAGACAAGUAUAGAAAAAAAUAACAGAACAACUAAUGGUCAAGACUACCGGAGCCAUAUACCAAAUUCUACUUCCAAUCCAUCUUCAGAGCCCCCAUCAGCAAGGCCUAAGGGCCAUGUAAAGUCAGCCAGCACAUGUCAACCAUCACGAGUCCCAGAUUUGCCACCUAUUAGUUCAGACACAUCUGAUACCUAUAGGCCAACACCGGCUCAAGGGAAAACUUCAAUUCCCUUAUCACCUGCUUCAACCAAGCCUUUAUUCCGAGGCACAGCAGGCCGAAAUACAUUCCACGGAGGCCACAUUAGGGACCGACGGCAGUUCAACCAAUAUAACGGCCCUGGUGUUCCUGGACAUACUCAGGAUACCACAACAGCCGGACAAGUAGCUCGAGUGUCUUUCCUGAACAAACUAACUUCAAAAUUUAGUCGAAGUGGUGACCCCAGAAGGGCAUACACAGAUACCCCCGGCUCAAUGGAUCCUAAUGAUAUGAUGAAAGAAAUUCGCAAAGUCUUGGAUUCAAACAACUGUGAUUAUGAGCAACGGGAAAAGUUUCUCUUGCUCUGCAUCCAUGGAGAUCCAAAAAUAGACAGCUUAGUACAAUGGGAGAUGGAAGUGUGCAAGCUUCCAAGACUGUCAUUGAAUGGUGUUCGUUUCAAACGGAUUAUAGGGACAUCAAUAGGAUUCAAAAAUAUUGCAUCCAAAAUUGCCAACGAACUGAAACUUUGAUCUCGGGGGAAAAAAAAUUUUUGAAAAAAAAAAAAAAAAGAUAAUAAAUUACCAGGUCUUAUGUCUUUGGUUAAACAGCUUGAGAUUUCCAGCGUGCAAAGUCCUGCUACACAACCUGGUAUUGGUUGAUCAGUCAUCUUGCUCUACAGUGGAUCUGUAAUUUAUAGCAGUUCAUUAUCCCCUUUGGUGGACUUACUUUAUUAGGCUUUUAUUUUGUACAAUGUGUAAAGACAAACAAAAUUUUAAAAAUAUCUGAAGAAAAACUCUAUCCCAGAACUGUACAAAAUAGAGAGUCAAUUGGUUAAACCUUUGGAUGGUAACCGUGUAACCUUUUAAAUGUAAGUAUUUCACUUAGUAAAAAAAAAAAAACAAACAAAAAAAACUUAUGAAACAGGCGAUACAGUUGUGGAUCAUGACGAUGGCAAUUUAAUUGAGUAAGACUACAACUGGUAGGUAAUACUGCUAUUUUAAAUGGAAAAAAAAUAAUAUUAAUAAAAAUAAUGAAAUAAAGGGAAAACUCUUUGAAAUAUUAGAUGAAUGAGUGUGAAUUUAAGAUUUAAAUAACACUAUUGUUCAUCAGUUACUAAGGAAAAUUCUGGAUUAGUCUUGUACAAACUGAUAUCACGGAGAAAGAAAAGAAAAACACCCUCCAUGUUUUGUAUUUGCACAUUUGUUUUUUAAUUACUCCAUAAAGCAGGUUACCAGGAUCAUGUGGUCUUUGAGCCAUUUUUAUGGUAUUUUCAAAACUGCUCUGACUCCUCUGACUCCUACCAGCUGGGUAAUAUCUACCUCUUAUUGCCCGUCUCUUUCUGUGUUUUCCCACCCUUCAUUGCUAGAGUUUGAAUGUUAAAAGGAAAUGCCAAUUUCUUUCAAUAUUUCUUUCCAUUCACAUAUUCAUAUGCUGGGGUUAUGAGAUCAGGCAUAAGUACUGCUAUUUCAAGUUAGUUACUUUUACCCCCCUUUCAAGCUCUUUUUAGUUGAUGACUAAUCAUAUAUUAUUGUUCUCAAAGUUUUUAUUUUUUAUUUUUAACUAGAACUAAUCAGUGCUUAGCUAUUGAUUUCAAACUUGAAACCAAAUGUGAUGAAAGUAAAAUUAUAAAAUCAGCUUCUUUUGGGAAAGGAAUUGAGCAUUUGUGAAGGUAAUAUAGAUAAGGUCCCAACAAUUGGUUUGGUAUUGAGGCUAAUUUGGCCUUAAGUGCACACUCCAGGUUUAAAAAAUAAAAAGGAAAAAAAAAAAAAAGAGCUUAUUUCUCUAAAUAUCACCUGCAGCAAGUUUAUUUUUAAGAAAUUAUAUUGCUUAUGUUAAUUUAUCUUGAUACCACAUCUAUCUAUAUAUGUAUAUAGAUAUAUAAAAUCUAUUUUGACAAGUGUUCUUGAGAAGACAAUUCCUUUAAAUUAUCUUAGAGCUUAAUUAUUUUAUAUAAUAUGUGUGUGUACAUAAUACUUAUGCACACACAUUUUAAAUUAAUUUAUUUUACUUAGAUUUAAAAAAAAAAAAUUCUAAUUUUGUUUUAUUCUGUAUAAUUCUCUGAAACCAGACUUCUAGCCCAAACCCCUAGCCUUUUUCUACUAUAAAAAAAAUAUUUUCUUGUUCAGCUUUCUCAUAUUUUGGAGGAGGGGGCUCUAGGUUAUUAUUUUUCUACUAAAAUAGAAUUUUUUACUUUUCUUACUGCUGUAUAGAUCUUUCACCAAACCGGUACACAUCUUCCAUUUUUUAUUGCUGUUUGUUGCUGCUUGUACAGCUGUGGUGCAUUCAGGUGAUAUGGAGUUGCUUCCAGAGGGGCAGUAAUACUAAUUGCUUUAUUUUUCAUAAGGGACUGCUAGUAUACUGUAUUUUGCCAUGGUGAAAUUGCUGGCAAGACUUGCUUUCAUAAGCAAUAUUACUGUCAAUGUUUGUUGUCUCAAUAAUAUUGCUGACAAGAUGCCUGGUUGCUGGGAAGCUGUCUGCUGCUAUGGUAAAUGUUGGCAAGAUGCUUGCUUCCAUAAUAAAGAUGCUGUCAGGUUCACUGUUGUCCUAGAGUUUGCAGGGAGGCUGCGUGGUUGUAAAGUAAAAUGUUGUUGAAUGAGCUGUAUUAUAAAGGCGAGACAUGAAUAUUUUUUUAUCUCGGCAUUUCAUUGAGUAUCAAAGCCUUAUUAUAAGAGUGCAGUGAUAUGUUAAGCUCUGGCAAACCAUGUCCAUAAACUGCUUUCACUUCUACUAAUGUUCUUUGGAAUAACAUAAUCACUACAAUUCCUUAUUUCUCUAUUAGUGUAAAUUUGAUGCUUCAUGCCUAUAUAAAUCAUUAUUGUAAUCACAGUGAUGGAGGAAGACAAGACCAAGAGAGCAAGAUUGGAUGCUUUAUAAAUAUUUAAACACUUUCCUGAGAUAGUUUCUCCAGAAUUGAUUUAACCUUUGGUUGAGAAAAUAGUACCAGUAACACUAUCCUUUCCUUUUAUUUGACAUUGUCUCCACUCAAGAAUAAUGAUUUCUACAUAGGCACAUAACCACAAAAUUUUGUGAGGAGUGUAGUUGAUUAAGUCAGUCUUAGUACUUGACUAGUGCUUAUUUUACUGGUCCUGAAAGGAUAAAAAGUUAAGUUGGCUUCUGUGGGAUUUGAAUGCAGAAUACAAAAUAUUUUGCUCAAUGCUCCACCAAUUUUGCUAGUGUUGUUGUCUGGUGGUGUGGAAACUGAGAUGCAGUUGGAAGCUCUUGAUGAAUUGAGCUGGCUGUUUGGCAUGCCAUUAAAGAGUCUUGGAAAUAAAUGAGUUUUCCAGUUCUCUCUUAACCUCUAACAUUUCAUAUGUAACGAAAAUUUGUGGUGGAUUUGUGGUGCAACUAUAUACUCUUGGCAGUCAUUCUUCAGGUUGGAAUGCUAAUGCCUAUAUGAAAGAUUUUAAUAUAUCCUUCCUUAUUCACUCUUCCCUCAUGAAAAUUUGGUAUUACACUCCAUCAUAAGAAAUUACUCUGAUGGGUGCCUUCUUUGCAGCAACAAGCUAUCAAUCUCUAAACCAAAUCUGCAACUUGGUUUUGAUUCCUAAUUUGAAACUACUUGCAUUACUAAUGGUCUUGGAAAAAGCAUCAUAACUUCCUAUAUCAUCAAUCCUAAAAGUUAUCUAUGGCUUUAUUAUUAUUAUUAUUAUUAUUAUUAUUAUUAUUAUUAUUAUUAUUAUUAUUAUGGCAGUGGUGCAAAUGGCCAAGGCAGUAGAACAGUAAUCUACUCAAAUAUGCCUUACAAAUAUUACCUAACCAUAUCCCUUUGGGAUCAAGUUCAAAGUCGACUGCCAUGGUCGACUUUGCCUUUCAUCUCAUGGAAAUUUAUAGAUUUGAUUUAGUAGGUUUAUUAUAGUAAAUGAUUCAAAUAUACAAUUAGGAUUUUAACAAUAACCAAACUGACAAAAUGUAGAUACGCUUUUUAAAAACAAAAAAAUAUUCUUGUUAUUCAGUCACUCAUAGAACUUCAUACAUUUUAUUGUAAAUUUUUUUUCCUUCAAUAUUUCAAUUGAAAAGAAUAUCACCUAUUUCCCUGCCAUGACUUGAUUUGCUGUAUCAUCAGUAUAUGCAACUCCUUACUUGGACGAUAGAGCCAAGAAAUAGAUUUAUAGUGUCUGUAGUAUUGCUGACUCAAAUAUUCCAGUGUUGACUUUCUUUCAUCUCUUCAGAAUGAAUAAAAGAGGGUGGUAAUUAGGGAAAAUAAUUUAUUUGCAUUCUUGCAUCAGUCCUCUCCUCCCCACUUCUUAAUUAUUUUUGUUUCUAUUUCAGUGUUUGUUUUAACCAUGUCCUGUCUUCCUAAUACUUCUCACAUUCUAUUCUUAUUUUAGCCUAUGUUCAAAGAAAUUAAAGCUUAGAAUUUUUUUUUUUUAAAGAUACAUGUUUAGGGCCAUUUAUUAAACCUAUGCAAUUUCUUCUCCCUUCCUAUCAAAUCUUUUAUUUCAAGUGACUAAUUUUCUUUUGACUUUUGUAGUACAUAAUUACCUCUUAGAAUUAUACAAGCCUUCAUAUCUGAAAGAAGUCAGUGUUAUCUAAUAAAGUAUGAAUAUACCAAGAAGUAAUCUACCUUGCUGAAUUUUCUUGGUUUCUAUUUAAUGGGUGUGUGCAUGGAUCUCUUUCUGAAUGCAAUCAAUGGCAAUAUUCAUUAAAAUCUAAAAUUAUAUUUGGUUGUCACCUCAUAAUUUAUUUACCUUAAUGAAGUUUCAAAUAACUAUAGGAGAUACUUCCCUUUGAACAUUGUUGUUUCAUGCCUUUUCCCUUUAUUAUCUCUUGGAGAAGUCAGAGCAUAGUCCUGCUAAUUUUGAGCAAUUGUAAUGGUUCUACUCUAGAUGCACAAAAGAUAUUUAUUUAAAAAAAAAACUGUCUUCUAACUCAAUACGUUUUCUUUGGUUAAUUUGUCUCUUUCUUUUCACAUAAGAAAAAGAAAAUUGUUUAAAAGACUUGGGUUGUAAAAUUGGAGUAUAGAAGAAAAAUUGCUGAGGCAAGAGCUUGAAAGGGGAAUUUUCUCUCAUUAAUCUUCUUUUCUCCAAAUAUUUUUCAUAUUUGACACUGGUUGACCUCAUUUCCUUCAUAAAUACAGCCCAAAUUAAAAUAUGUAAGGUAGAAUGAACAAUGUCUCCAUCCAAAGAAAAAUUACAUCAUUACUUGACAUAGUGUAGUUUGCCUAAAAGAACUGAGUUAAAAUAAAGAGCUAGCCUUUCCUUUUAAUCUUUCUUCACCACUCCCUUAGAAUUUUAUGUCCAACUUACCAGCCGUCCCUCAUGUGCAAAUCUUAACUGCCAUCCAUAUUUUGUGUUGACAUGUCCACACGCUAUUCUUGUAUAUUCUAUUUCUCUCCUUUUAUUGCUAUCUGAACCACACAUUGUGUGCAUAACUCUCUUAAAAUUAGGGGAAAAUGUCACUUGAUCUCUACUGCUUUAUACAACUAUCAGUUAUGCUCUUGGGUUUUUAUACUGUUGUUAUUAGUCUUGUCUUGUCUGGUAUUUCAGAUAAAAAUACCCACACACAUCACUACAAAUAUUUUCUUGGUUCAUGAUGCAAGGGGGAUGGUAUGGAGAGGGAGUUGCUCCCUCUAUUUUGCUGGGAGGGAGGGGAGCGGCAGGUUAUAGGAAGACUGCUUUGAUUGUACAGUUGUAAAUUACUGUACCGUAAUUACUUCAGAAUCAGGCCUAACCUUAUAUGGUACCCUUUCUCAGCCAGGACAUGACUACCAUUCAUGAAUCCUGUCCAUAAGAUUUCAGUUCUUAUCUAAUCUAGCCACAAGCUUAUGUUUGUUAAUUGUCAGUCUAUUAUUUUCUGUCUUACUUGAAAUAUUUAUUGCUCAAUCUUCUUAGAAUCUCCAUUUUUAUUUCUUAGGCAUCAUUAUCAUAAAUAGUUUUCACAAUAUUUCAUUUGAAUUGUUAGAAUUAAUUCUAACUUGCCCUGGCCAGCUAUUCAAUGUUUGUAUUGGAAUGUCAAGCCUAGUCUUGCCCUGUAGUUUAUUUUGAUCUCAAAUAGCAGACAAAAUAUAUAUUCUUCAAGACUUUAAUUUGCUUUUUGUUCUGGUUUCUCUUAAGAACUUUCUGUUUUGUGUGACUACUAAAUGCUAACAGCACAGUAACUUGGUCUGAGAUAAUUAUUUCCUCCCUUACCACAACAAAAACAAUUAUUGAAUAAUAUACAGAAUUAAAUAAAUGGAAUAUUUGGUUAUUUUUCAGCCUUUAAAGAAAACAUUUUGGUCUUUAUAUUUUUUUUAAUUAAAAGUCCUCUUAAAUUUUUAACCAAUCAUAAUUUCUUAUAGACUACAAUAUUUAUUCAAAUGAAAACAAUAAAUUAAACAAAUUCUUUUCAUCACUAAUAUCAAAGAUAUGAUUUCUGAUGAAUGAAUGGUUUUUGUGUAGAAUAUUCAAUUUUGAUGGAAGACAAAUUUUUCUAAAAUAGGUAUUUUAAUGCCCACUGCCACCCUAAGGCCCUUUAAGAAUUAUUUCAGAUGAGGUGUUAGUUGAUAUUGUGCAAACCUUCUCCCACCCUGCCCAACAAUAUAGCUUCUCUAUAUACUGUGUGUGCAAAGAGGUUUAUGUAAAAUAACUUCGUAAAUAUUCAUACAGAUAUAGUUUCCUUUGGAAAAAAAAAUUGCUCUUGUUUCUAUUUUUUUAAUUCAAUGACUUCAAAUUGUACAAUGGAUAAAGAAUAAACAUUUUAAAUAAUUAUUUUGCAAGCACUUCAAAGCUUUUUUUUUUUUUUAAAUCCUACUUUUCCCCCCUCUUUCUCUGUUUUAAUUAGUUUGCCUUUUUUUUAAUAUAUAUUUUUACUAUUAAACCUCUUUGGAAGUAAAAGGUUUUUCUAACAAAUUUUUGGUUUGACAAUAUUUUUUCCCACAUUCUUGUGAGAAAAUUUAAUAUUUUGAUUAAGAAAGAGUACAUUUCUAUCUCUCCAAUUUUUAUUUUAGUCCUUUUCUCAAAUUAUUCAAAAGCUGUUUAUUUCAACUCGCAUUUUUACAAAUGCUUGUAACAGAUAUACUAGUGUUUAUGUGUGUAUAAAUAUAUAUGUCACAUAUAUACUUCAUUACACAUAUACACAUACCUAUUGUUUAUCCACUGGUGGUUGGAAAGAGGAGUCUAAAAAUAUUUGCAAAUAUGUAUAACAAAACCCUUAAAUAUUGAAAUGCAUAAAAUAUUUUCAUCCAUCUUA
Octopus bimaculoides (California two-spot octopus) is the source of this 9016-nucleotide messenger RNA. Its product is annotated as serine/threonine-protein kinase MARK2. Gene Ontology annotation, molecular function: tau-protein kinase activity; ATP binding. NCBI's taxonomy places the organism in Eukaryota, Metazoa, Mollusca, Cephalopoda, Octopoda, Octopodidae. The record is from RefSeq and is a predicted model, not a curated record. Gene Ontology annotation, biological process: microtubule cytoskeleton organization; protein phosphorylation; intracellular signal transduction. Gene Ontology annotation, cellular component: cytoplasm.